AAAUAGCGUGCGCUCGGAACAGAGCCACGCCGCGUACUGAAAGUCUGAAACUGUUGUGGAAUGGUUGUGAAUUUGACCAGUUGCUGAAGCGAAUAUCGUUUCUUCUGGGGUUUGUUCUUCAGAGGGGCGUUCAUAAGGGGACGUUCUUAAAUUCGCGAAUGAACCAAGUCGCCGUAAUUGUGGAGAAAAUUGUGACAUACCGCCGGAAGUUCUCCCCUCGUGACUACUUCGGCUGUUAUCGGCCAUUUUCGACCGUUCUCAACACGAAGCCGUCGCCCUCGACCGUCACUUCCGUUUGUGCAGUCUUCAUCUCCUCCUCUUCCUCUUGGACGAGAGCCGUGCUAAGUUUCUCUCGCGAAUUCUUCAAUACAGAAAAACUCAGUUCGCUUUUAUUCGCCAAACUUCACCUUCUACACUACUUGCGAGUACCAAACUUCGCAUUACUUUUGUUAUUCACUGUUUUGCUUCGGCACCAGCAUCAAACUGACGACCCCAACUAA
Messenger RNA from Belonocnema kinseyi, 500 nucleotides. RefSeq lists its product as uncharacterized. The transcript is spliced from 2 exons. Bases 159 to 500 code for a protein of 113 amino acids. The record is from RefSeq and is a predicted model, not a curated record. NCBI's taxonomy places the organism in Eukaryota, Metazoa, Arthropoda, Insecta, Hymenoptera, Cynipidae.